GUUAAAAGCGCCUCUGCACUCCAGCGUGCUCUCAUACCCAUCACAGACGGAGCAUCCCCGUCCUGCCGAGCGCUUCACACAUGCUGACAAAGCUGCGCCAGAAGCUGGGAUAUGGAUGCUCUCAGAGGAAAGGGAUAAGCCUGGACCAAGAGAGGAAACAGACUCGAGACAAGAGAAAGGAUUCCAUGAUCUCUGCAGGUGAUGCUGAGUUCCCACGGGAUUACCACACCCUGGCUGCCAGUGGCGGCCGUGGGGCACGCCGCUUCCCAGACAACAGCAAUGGGGGGUUCACAUCGUCCUCGCUGGACCGCCGGCACAAUUCUGUGGCCGCUAAAAGCUUGGAGGCCCUGAACAGCAUACACAAGGCGGAUAUCGAACGGCAGAGGGACGCCCUGAUGGACCUUCAGAAGAACAAGUACACAAACAGUCCGGGCAGCUUGUCUCAGGGCCCUGCAGCUGCUGGCCGACAGCAACAACCAAACUACUGGAGCUUCAAGAGUCGCACACCCCGUGUGACUCGACUUAGCCCAACACAACCGGCUCUCGCAGACCAGGCCAACAGAGUUUCUUUCGCCUCAGCGGAAAAUCUUGAGACCAUGUCUGAACCAGACAUCCCCAUCGGCUUUAACCGGAUGAACCGGCUUCGCCAAAGUCUUCCACUGGCCCGCUCAUCCAGCCAAGCCAAGCUAAGGGCGCCAGGGAUCCUGUUCCUCCAGCUUGGGGAGGAGAUUCGCAGGGUGCACCUGACCCACGAGCUGACCAGCCUGGACACCCUGAGGGCCCUCAUCGUGCACAUGUUCCCUCAGAGGCUGACCAUGGCUAUGCUCAGGUCCCCCAGCACAGCUCUGCUAAUCAAAGAUGAGACUCGUAACGUCUUUUAUGAGCUGGAGGACCCUCGGGAUGUUCAGGACCGCUGUGUAAUUAAGAUUUACUGCAAAGAGCCCAUCUACGGCACUUACCCCGGACACCAUAACCCCCACAUCGCUAACGGAGACCUGAGAAGGGAAAUGGUGCAUGCUCCCCAGGAAUCUCCAUCAAACCGUCGCCUUGGCAACCCUGCCAUGUCUUCCCAGCAUUCUUCCUCCUCUGCUUCGCCUCCUCAAGGAUCGCCGUCUCGAGCCCGACUGCUCUACAGCUCUGGGAGGCCUUCUUCUUAUGCUGGCCCGCCCCACCAUACCCACUCCCUACCUCACCCACACUCCCAGUCCCACCACUCCUCCCCCCUUCAGCAGCCCCAGCUUCACCAGCCCCACCACACCCAGUCAGCCUUCUGCACCUCCUCCAGUGCCAUCCUGGAGCGUAGAGAUGUGAAGCCUGACGAUGAGGUGGGAGGUUCCAGGAGUAUGGUGCUGCUACGAGGAGAUGGAGGUGGUAUUUACGCAGACCCAUAUGCUCUAGGCCCAGACACAAGCCGUCUUAGCCUUGCAGGAGGUCCUCAUUCUCCUCUGCCAGCUCGAGCCGACCCUUACGCCUCUCUAUACCGCCGCGGAGGAGGACCAGGUCCUGGAUCAGUUCGGUCACUCACCUCCUACACUGCUGCAGCAUUACAGGGAGAGUUAAUGGAAAGUGGUGUUCUCUACAGGCCUGGAGGGCCCCUCUACAGUGACGCCUACACAGCUUCCAUGUUGGCAAUGGGACUGAGGGUUCCACCACCCUCUUCCCCCCAGAAGAUACCUGAUAUGAGGGAUUCCUACGGGGCAACUAUGUCAACUCGGGGCUCUCCUGGGAGGCAGAGUUUGAGAAGGGAUUCUGUUACUUCCUCUGUGUUUGGGGACAGCCCCAAAGCCCGGGGCCAGGGGCCAGGAUUGGGCUUGACAGCAGAACAACUCUGUCUGAUCGGAGGAGGAGAUGGAGGAGGAGGCGCCGGAGGCUUCGGUUCACCACUUAUUGGGAAUGAGACAGAGACCAGGGAGCGAAUGGAGGCGAUGGAAAAGCAGAUUGCAAGUCUGACGGGGCUGCUGCAGAGAGUUCUAACCAGAGCGCCAGAAGCAGAAAGUCCAGAGAAGCUUGAGUCGGCCAGUGACUGUUCAGGAAAUGACCCUGGACAAACUAAAAAAAAGAAAGCUCUUACUCCGUCUGCUCCUCUGGCCCUGAUGCCACCUCCGUGUUCAGGAGCCAACCAGCCGGUGGCCGUGUCCCGUAUGCAGAUGCAGCAACACCUUCAAGGACUGCAGCAGAACACCAACGCCCUGCGCAAGCAGCUGUCGCAGCUACGCAACAUGCAGCUGGAGAACCAGGACUCAGUUCUGUCUCUACUGCGUCAAACGGAGUCUGAACUGAGCCUGAUGAUGCUGGACGCCAUGCGGCCCCAAGAGGACCCACUGCAGAGACAGCGCCUCUUAGUGGAGGAGGAGAGGCUGAAGUACCUGAACCAGGAAGAACUCCUCAUCCAGCAACUGCACGACCUGGAGAAAUCAGUGGAGGAGCUGCAGAGGAACUCAUCCGUUAACCACGGCCUGGUGACAGAGCAGGAUGUGGAGCAGAAGAGCAAAGAGCUGAGGAUGUUGGGAGAGACUCUUACUGACCUCAAAAACCAGUUCCCGAGCUUACAGAGUAAGAUGCGCGUGGUGCUGAGGGUGGAGGUGGAAGCGGUUAAGUUCCUAAAAGAGGAGCCUCAACGUCUGGAAGCUCUACUGAAAUGUUGCAACACCAUGACUGAUGCUCUCAGCAACCUUCGCAGACAGGUCUCUGAAGGCGUUUGGAAGACCCCUGAAGACCUCUCCUGUCAGUCCCAGAAAAGACUGGAUGAUAUGAGUCAAGGCUCUGAUCUGGACAUCCUGAACAGUCCUCCUCUCAGCCUCAGUGACCUGAGCACCAGCUCCGGUCUGGCCAACUGGAUGCCCCUGUCCUCCUCUGCUAGCGAAACUGACACAUCUGGUCCUGAGCAGGACAUCCAGUCUUCCAUGGCCUUCAGAACCCGAGUCCUGGAUGAGCUGCCAAGUCGCAGACCAGGAGACAAAGCAGUCUCUGCUGAAGUCAGACUGGCAGCUGAGCGUGACUGGGAGGAGAAACGUGCCAGUCUGACCCAGUUUAGCGCUCAGGAUAUCAAUCGCCUGCUGGAGGAAACCCAGGCUGAACUGAUGAAGGCCAUUCCAGAUCUGGACUUUGCUGCCAAGCACAUAAAUAAACCGGCAGUCCCUCCCAAACCCCAGAUUACCCUCCCAAUAUCCUCCACCACAGCUACUUCUUCAGCUGCAGGGAGCACUGGGACAACAGCCACCACCACCACGUCUAGUGGGGACCAGCAGCCUGGCAAGGUGCAGUUGGCUGCUCAGAAGCUCAACAGCAUGGAAGGCAGCGGUUCACAUCGAGGGUCCGUGGACCUCAAUGUAGCAAGAUACAAAACAGAAAAACCAUCUAAGUCUCCUCCCCCACCUCCCCCUCGCCGAAGCUUCCCAUCGGUUCACGGCCUCACCACAAACCGCACUGGAGAGGUGAUCGUCACCAACAAGAACCAGAAGGUGGAGGAAGAUGGUGAAAUGCCAAAAACUCUGGUGAAGUUGAGACGGACCCCCUCAGACACCCCCCGACCAGCCUCCACCCCACCUGUGAUCGCUGCCUCAGCCAUUCAGGACGAGGAUGAUGAGGAGAAGAUCCUCGCUGAGCUGGAGAUAUUUCAGAGAACACCUGUAAAAGAUCCCCCCUGUAGUAAACAGAGCAGCGGCCGACCAAAGGCCCCCUCCCCCUACGUCAUUGAGUCACUGGGCAGAAAGAACAGCAGUAACUCACCGGGACCGACAAAGGGUCCAACUGUUGCGGCUCGACUCAAACACCUUCAACAGGGAAGCCUGGAGAGACCAAAAUCCCGCAAACAGAAAGAUGAUUUCCCCAAAGUCCAGGGCCAGCAGCAGGUAUUCCACUUCUAACUGAUCUGACGCUCCGCCUGCCUCUCCUCUCUACUGUCACCUCAGAGAAGCUCAGCCUCUUGGUCCCAGAAGACUCUGUGAGGGAACGCAAGCUGGUUUUCAUCUCCUCUUCUUCUGUGUUAAUGGUUUGGGUGACUGGAUUUGGACCAGCUUGGUCAGACAUUAAGCUUUUGUCCAGUCUGUUAAAUUUCUCACUGACUUAUUUAAUCUAAGAUAGCAAAAUCCUGAUCAAUUGGUCAAGUCAGUUAAAACUGUUGCCUUCUAACAGCUAGAAAGCUGAGAUCUUUCAGGCAGGAAGAUUAGAGAGGUUAAAGACAAGUUAAAUUCAUGCAGUAAACAAACAAAAAAAACUGCAGAAAGAGCAAAGCAAUCAUGGAAAACAAAACUCACAUUAAGACACAUAAAUGCAGGAAGGGCUUGAAGUUAGGGACUAAAUCUAUGUGUGUAGCAUUCAUUUUUAUUU
Cyprinodon tularosa is the source of this 4329-nucleotide messenger RNA. RefSeq names its product SRC kinase signaling inhibitor 1-like. Gene Ontology annotation, cellular component: postsynaptic density; cytoplasm; actin cytoskeleton. The record is from RefSeq and is a predicted model, not a curated record. Lineage: Eukaryota; Metazoa; Chordata; Actinopteri; Cyprinodontiformes; Cyprinodontidae. The coding region runs from base 81 to 3866 and encodes 1261 amino acids. The transcript has 20 exons. Gene Ontology annotation, biological process: regulation of dendritic spine morphogenesis.